UUAUUAUUAUUAUUAUUACUUUAGACUAGAUGACCUGUGGAGGUCCCUUUCAGUCCUAUUUGUCUAUGGCUUCACAAGCUGUACAGUAGCUAGAGAUCCCUCUGCCCUCCUCAUGGGUGGCUCAUCCUUUUCUUUUACUUCUUCUCCAGAGUAAGCUGAUUUGAAGACAUGAAUUAGCAGUACAGGCGCUUCAUAUUCAGUCUCAUGUGUGCUGUGAAGGCCCCAGGGCACUGAGUAGAGCAGGCGGGCGGGCUGGGAGCGGGAUGGGGGCUGAGAGCUGCACCCUCGAGGGGUCCUGGUUCAAGAGACACUGUGCAAGCAAGUGCAGCUGAUGCAGAUCUGGGUCAAAAAAUAAAUGACUGUUGAAACACUCAAAUGUUUAGUAAAAAAAAAGGGGGUCUCUGAAAGCCUUGCCUUGUUUCCAGGGCUCUGUCAUCCAGUGCACUGCAGCUCUUACAGCCCUUUUGGUGCAUUUGGUCCUUCAUCGAACAAGGCGAUGGGAGCAGGAGAAAACCGCAGAAGGGCUUUCCCUGCCUGCCAAGGGAAAAGCUCAGAACAGUGAGUGUUUGCAAAUGGUGCCUACUUGCUCCCUAAAUCUGCUGCCCACGUCUCAGAGCCGGAUCUGCUGACUUUGGCCUUGCAGGGACGACUGCAUGAGAGCUGUAUCCAUCUCUCUGGGGCAGAAGCGGAAGCACUUUCUGUGUCCCGCCAUAACCCUGCCUGCACCCCCUUCCUCUGGAUCAGAGCCGCAGGGGAUGGCGUGGGAAGCAGACCGGGCCCCAGCCAGCCUCUUGGGCCCCCACAGGCACAUGCAGCAUCGGUGGCAAGAAACAGUGCAUGCUUUUGUUACUUGUAAGCUGAGCGCAUUUGCUUGAAAGUCCUUGAAACACAAUGAGACAUUAAUGUGGCUUGGAAAAUAACCAAACAAUUUGCUGCAAACCACUGGCCCGUAGGUGGAAGCUGGACCUGUUUAUGGAGAAGCAACCACUAGGUGCAAAGAAUGGGCAGUGCCAGCCUAGUAAUUACUUCCUCUCACAGACCUUUGAUUCCUCAUGGCUACUCCUGAGUUUAGAUGCCCCAGGGUUAUAUUGUGCAGCAAGAUGGGCCACCUUGACAAUAAAUGCAGUGUGAUCAAAUCUGGUGCUGGGACCUGCCGGUGCACUGAGGCGUGCCUGUGUCUUCUGCCUGGCCAUCUAAUCCAGACCGCCCCGCACAAGAACACUGCUUUACCAAGAGACACCCGAGCCCCUUCUCCUGGGAACUGGUUGCCCCUUGCCCCAGAGAGGUGACUCAUGAUCCUAAUUUUGCAGAGCACAAAGGGGAAAUGAUGCUCAAGGUCAUGGCCAGCCAGGGGCCCUGGGAGCAGAACCCCUAAGUCCCGGCCCUCCCAUGAGCUGCUGUGAGCGCUUGGGCCAAGUCCCUGCCAGGGCUUCAGGAGGGAAGGUGAAGCCGCUGCACGGCCGUGGCCCCGCAUGAAGCAGGCAGCGCGGCCAGGUGCAAAUCUUCGUUGUCAUGUCUCCAGUCCAACCUUUCUAUAGGGCCUGUUCCCAGUAUCCUGCUUCUGGUGUUGGUGUUGCCAGAUCUCGUGGUGUUGGUAUGGAGGGCACGAGAAUCCCCCCCACUGCUAACAAGGGUUUUUCCCACCCGGGUGCCAGGGGGGCAUUGUAUCAUGCCUCCCCCCAUUUCCACGCCCAGCAACGAGGCUAGAAAUAUCCUUUUCCGUAGUGAAAACAGAGGGUCUGGUGCAUUCAGGUGAAUCCCAGACCUGAGGUUCCCCAAAGAUGGCCCCCAGCCCCACGAGAUAAGAUGCAGGGGUUGGGGGGGUAGGACCAGGCUUUGCAGCAGGUGCAGGCCUGGAGUCUCGGUCCCUGCCAGGAGGGGCUGGUCCAGGCAUCUCCUCCCUCCUUCCCCCGCCAAGACUCGGCACGGCAAAGCCGGGCUCCUGCCUCCCUGCCCGUCAUCCCAAACCCCUCCUCACUAGGAGGGACCUAAGGGCUUUUCUGUGGCUCCGGUGGACAAGGGCACAGAGCCCCCCCCCGGAGCCGGGCCCUGCUCUGCCUGCCUGGCGGCUCAUGGGGAGCCGGGGGGCGGGUGGGGAGCGCAGCCUCCUGCCGGUGCCUGCGGACGAUGUGAUCGGGCCAGCCUCAGCUCCGUGUGGGCUCGCUCUGGGCAUCCACAGCCCUUGAUGAGGAAGCAGCAUGUUGACCAGCAUCGCCGAUGGGAUCCUGUGUUGCCUCACGGGCAAGGCGACCAGCGCGGUGGGGCCCCUGGACAGCGUCAAGUCCCGCGAUGGCUUCAGCUUCGUGGAGGUGAAGCCAGGGCGGGUGCUGCGGGUGAAGCAUGCCCUGCCAGCCCGGCCCAGAGAGGAAGCGGUGCCUGAGGACCCCGCGCCCGAGCGGGGCACGGUGCAUUGCAAGCGUAAGAUCACUGUGUACCGCAACGGGCAGCUGGUCAUCGAGAACCUGGGCGAUGCCCUGCGCGCCGAGAUCCUGCAGUGCCCCAAUGGUGCCGUGGAGCCGGCCAGCACCGUGGAGCUGGAGCUGGCCAAUGCUGCGGGCCAGGCCCCGGUGCCCACCCCUACCCGUGAGGCGGUGGCCCCCGGCCGGCACCGGAAGCGCAAGCCCAAGAAGGUGGUAAGCAUCGACUGCCAGAAGCGCAUCACCAGCUGCAAGGGGACGCAGGGCGACGUCGUGCUCUUCUUCAUCCACGGCGUGGGUGGGUCCUUGCACAUCUGGAAGGAGCAGCUGGACUUCUUCACCAAGCUGGGCUACGAGGUGGUGGCCCCCGACCUAGCCGGGCACGGCAGCAGCUCCGCGCCGCAGGUAGCGGCUGCCUACACCUUCUACGCCCUGGCCGAGGACAUGCGGGCCGUCUUCAAGCGCUACGCCAAGAAGAGGAACAUCCUCAUCGGCCACUCUUAUGGCGUGUCCUUCUGCACCUUCCUGGCACACGAGUACCCAGACCUGGUGCACAAGGUGAUCAUGAUCAACGGCGGGGGCCCCACGGCGCUGGAGCCCAGCCUGUGCUCCAUCUUCAACAUGCCCACCUGUGUCCUCCACUGCCUGUCCCCCUGCCUGGCCUGGAGCUUCCUCAAGGCCGGCUUUGCACGCCAGGGUGCCAAAGAGAAGCAGCUGCUGAAGGAGGGCAAUGCCUUCAACGUCUCGUCCUUUGUGCUGCGGGCCAUGAUGAGCGGGCAGUACUGGCCGGAGGGCGACGAGGUGUACCACGCCGAGCUCACCGUGCCCGUGCUGCUGGUGCACGGCAUGCACGACAAGUUUGUCCCUGUGGAGGAGGACCAGCGCAUGGCCGAGAUCCUGCUGAUCGCGUUCCUGAAGGUGAUCGAUGAGGGCAGCCACAUGGUGAUGCUGGAGUGUCCCGAGACCGUGAACACCCUGCUCCACGAGUUCCUGCUCUGGGAGCCCGAGACGCCGGCCCCAGAAGGGAAAGGAGGGGAGAAGAAAUGAGCCAGCCUGGGAGCGGGGCCACCCGGAGCAGAGGGACUUGGCACGAACACGGAGAUCUGGCUUGGCCCUGGUAUGGGGGCUGCAGGGGCAGGGCCUGGAGGGCACAGGCCAGAGGAGCCAGCAGACCUGGAGGUGGGGGCAGGCACCCCAGAGCCUCUCCAUCCCCUUCCUUGGCAGCAUCCCACCCCCCACCAUGCCACAGGGCCCUGCUCCCAGCAUGGAGGAGCCCAGCGGCUCCUUCAGCUGCAGAGGCUGAGAUCAGACCCGCUGUGCUGCAAUAGUACAGGGAAGGGGGUCUCAACUCCUGCACCCACAGGCCAGAGGCGGACAACACCCACGCACCUGGAGCUGCCUCCAGCCGGGGAAGCGGGUGCCUGCCCCCAGCCUGGGGGGCAUUGGCUUCCCCAGCCGGCGAAGCCUUUCCUGGCUACAGCUGAUGGCAACAGCAGCAGCCCACCCCCCUGCCCAGGAGGGGUGCAAGGACGGAUGGUGCAGCAUGCAUGGGUGCUGUGGCUGGCGGGGGAAGGAGAUGCUGUCCGACCUUGGGAACAGCCUUGGAGCUCGGGGUUGGGGAGUAGGAUGGUCCACCCGUGGCCCUGCCAGGGGCUGGGGCUGUGAGGAACCCCUUGUCCAGCCCCUUUUGUAACCAAUGGGGGAGACUCCCAGGAAGCCGAUUUGAAGCCCCCCUGCCCCAGGUCAGCCAGGCCAUGCACCGAGGAUGCAACGCCCCCACUCACGUCACUGAUCACCAUCACCCCCAGACGCCAGCGGCUCCGACAGAGACCCCGUCUAGCUCGCUGCCGCAGGGCCCAGGAGAGCGGCGAGGCAGCGUCCUGGCACUGUUGACACUGGAGGUCUCUGCCCGGAGGCGCCGGGAGUGAUUCAUGCCGGGAAGGGCUGGGGCAAAUCACUGCAGAAUAAUAAUAACCACAAGAGACAAUCA
Messenger RNA from Gavialis gangeticus (Gharial), 4407 nucleotides. RefSeq names its product abhydrolase domain containing 8 (gene ABHD8). The record is from RefSeq and is a predicted model, not a curated record. Gene Ontology annotation, molecular function: catalytic activity. The transcript is spliced from 5 exons. The coding region runs from base 2199 to 3464 and encodes 421 amino acids. NCBI's taxonomy places the organism in Eukaryota, Metazoa, Chordata, Crocodylia, Gavialidae.